This is a messenger RNA of Coniophora puteana RWD-64-598 SS2, 1311 nucleotides long. RefSeq names its product glycoside hydrolase family 71 protein. Gene Ontology annotation, biological process: mating projection tip cell wall disassembly. The coding region runs from base 1 to 1311 and encodes 436 amino acids. The transcript is spliced from 9 exons. The record is from RefSeq and is a predicted model, not a curated record. NCBI's taxonomy places the organism in Eukaryota, Fungi, Basidiomycota, Agaricomycetes, Boletales, Coniophoraceae. Gene Ontology annotation, molecular function: glucan endo-1,3-alpha-glucosidase activity.
AUGAAACUCUCGUUCUCUCGUCUCGUCCAGGCCGCUGCGCUCGCGUCGUCGGCACUCGGAGCGAUCUUGCCCACUCGUGGUACAGAGGAGCUUGUUGAUCGCGCUAGCGGCGACAAGUAUGUCUUCGCCCACUUCAUGGUCGGCAUUGUCGCGUCCUAUACCCAAGAUGACUGGACGGCGGAUAUGCAGCUCGCACAGAGCAUCGGCAUUGACGGUUUUGCCCUCAACAUCGGCAAGGACUCGUACAACGACCAGCAGCUCGGCUACGCAUACGCCGCGGCCUCAGCAACCGGCUUCAAGGUCUUCAUCUCGUUCGACUUCUCGUACUGGACCACUGGCGACACCUCAACUAUCGCGCAGUACAUCAACACCUACGGCGCGAUGGAUGGUCAGUUCAUCUACAACAACGAGGUCUUCGUCUCCACCUUCGUUGGCGAUGGCUUCAACUGGGGAGACGUCGCUUCCCAGUCUAAGCCCCUCUUUGCCUGCCCGAACUGGCAACCCGGCUCAUUCGGUGGGGACAACGGCGUGAGCUGUGGAUUCAGCUGGGGUGCUUGGCCCAACCAGAACAACCAGCCCAUUGACCAGAACAUGACCACCACGCUGGACCAGGAGUACAUUACCAACCUCGGCUCGAAUCCAUACAUGAUGCCUGUUUCACCCUGGUUCUUCACCCACUACGGCCCGAGCUCGUACAACAAGAACUGGAUCUUCUACAGCGACUGGCUGUGGAACACCCGCUGGGAUCAGGUUCUCCAACUCGCUCCCCAGUUCGUGGAGAUCGUGACCUGGAAUGACUUUGGCGAGUCGCACUACAUCGGCCCUCUGCACCCCGAUAACCCCAGCGUCUAUGCUGGUGGAGACACCGGCGCUGUCCAAUGGGUCACCGGCAUGACUCAUGACGCAUGGAGGGACGUCGCUGCUCCUUACAUCAAAGCAUACAAGGCUGGCGCAUCCUCCCCUACGACGGAAGAGCUUGUCUACUACUACCGCCCCUCGCCCAAGGACGCCGCCUGCUCCGACAGCGUUGCCCAGCCCACCGGCUACGAGUUCGAUGAUGACCUCGUCUUCGUCACCGCGUUGACCACUUCGCCCGCCACUGUCGUCAUCACAUCUGGAUCAAAUGCUGCAGUCUCGAUCGACGUCCCCGCCGGUAUCAACACCGUCAGCGCGCCGAUGGGCCUCGGCCAGCAGGUGUUUGCGCUCCAGCGCAAUGGGUCGCCUGUCAUGCAGGGGACGAGCUCUCAGCAGAUCAGCAGUACCUGCACGGUUAACAACUUUAACGCUUACGUCGGCAAAGUGACUGCCUAA